GGUUCAGUUUCAUUCGUAAGCUCGGUUCGUUCGGUUCAGUCUUUUCCUUCCAGUUAUCGGCGGUCUGAUUCGUUAGUUGAAACGUGCCAUCAGUUUACUUCAAUACAUACAAACUUCUAACGGCUCUGUAGGACAUUCUCCAGUUGUGGCGAAAAAGGUACAUAGAACCGCCCUUCGUAGGAGUGUGAGGGGUUGUGCGACAAAGGAAUAAGGGUCACCACCCACCAGACACCCCCGCGCGUUGAUCACUGCUGGCGAAAAGUCAUAGGAAGUGUAUUUCAUUGAUAGUGAAUAGUCAAAGUGCACCAUUUUUGAAAAAGGAAAGGAAAAUUUCCAAACCGAAUUGGCGAAGUGUAGCAGAAAACGUGACGCAUCGUAGAAAAUUUUGUGUCACCACAGACAGAACAGAGAAAAAUCAAAUUGUUAAAGUGUACAUAUAGCAUAGUGAACAGCUGAGGGAAGCAAAAUUAUGAGUAGUAUUAUUUAUGUUCCCGUUUUGAUCGUUUAAACUCCUUUUCAUCAAAUUUAAUUUGUUAUUAAAGAAGAAUCGCACGAAUAAAGCGACACUACCGUAAACAACCUGAAACCCAAAGUUACCGAACCAAUUCGGUUAAUCCGCGGUGAGCGCAACUUCCAGACACUGAUUCGACUCGUCGGUAAACAUGAAUCACACCUUUCGAACAUACAUCGGAGUGACUGACUAAAUGACGGUCGAGUAGUGCCGCCGCGCCGGUUGCCGCGUAUCAUCAAUCACCGAAAUGUACAUCAGAUAGCCAACAGUGGUGACGCGAAAAGUACGGCACCCGGCAAGCGACACGUCAAAAGUGUGGUUAAUUGUGUCUUGAGCUCCAGUUGAGAAGAAAGCAUCGCGAACUUGAUGCGUAAAAUUAACCGCGAAACUCGUGCCGUUGCCAGUAAUUAUCUGUUAUGUUCGGACACUGUGGAUUUAAUGCGCUAGCGGGUUCUUUGAUCGUGGGAUUGAAUCCAACGUGCGGUCCCAUUUUGCCAGGCACUCACUAUCUAUAGAUAGCCAAAUACACAUUUCAUUUACUGUCCAACAUAUUAUUGAAUGUGAUACCGUUGUGUUUGUUUGUUGUGUGAUUCCCGCUCCUGAAGUUUGAAGCAGUCCGUAACGAAUUUGCCGGGAAGUGGAAAGCUCUACUGGAAGCUGGCGGCGGAGGUGGUGGUGCCUGUGGAUUGAGCCUGAGCGAUCCGGAACAGCACGUGGCAGGCGACAGCGAUAACGACGGAGACAACGACAGUAUGACCAAUUCACAGCUAUGGUUUCGCGGGGUUCGACCUUCCAAGUUCCGGCACGUGUACGGUCUCCCCACGAGGAAAGAGUGCUGCUACACCGACAUCAGUGUGGUACGUAGCGGCAAUGAUGGCAACUUCUGUGCCAUCAAUCCCACAUUCCUGGCCAUCGUAGCCGAUACGACAUUUGUGGUGAUCCCAAUCAACCAAACCGGAAGAAUUGAUUUUCAAUGCUGUAAGGUAAUCGGACACACUGGUCAAAUCCUCGAUCUUAAAUGGAAUCCGUUCGAUGAUAAUACGAUUGCGUCCGCUUCAGAUGAUUGCACCAUCAAACUAUGGAAGAUCCCAGAGGGUGGAUUAACGAGCAAUCUGAGCGAAUGUUCCACUGAGCUAGUCGGACACAAACGUAAGGUGCUGCACAUUGAAUGGCAUCCGACGGCGUCAAACGUGCUGAUAAGCGCCGGUUUCGAUCACUUGAUUUGUAUAUGGGAUCUAGGCAAUGCCGAGAAGGCGCUGCUGAACGUGAUCAAUUGUCACGUGGACAUGAUCUACAGUUUGGCGAUCAACCGUGACGGUUCGCUGAUAGCAACCACCUCUAAGGACAAGAAGCUUCGGGUGAUUGAACCUCGCAGUGGAAUUGUUGUUUCGGAGGGAGUUUGUCACAUGGGAACGAAAUGUUCAAAAGCAGUAUUUUUGGACAACGAUCGCAUCCUAACGACUGGUUUCUCCCGCCAUUCAGAUAGACAAUACGCUGUGUGGAAUCAACACGAUUUGAAGAAACCGUUGGUACAAGAAGUAAUCGACAGUUCUAGUGGGGUCGUUACUCCAUACUUUGAUUAUGAUACUAAAAUGAUCUACUUAGCCGGAAAGGGAGAUGGCAAUAUUCGGUACUACGAAUUGGUAGAUGAAGCCCCUUAUGUGUACUACCUGAAUCAGUUCCUUUCUGGUCAGCCCCAGAAAGCGCUAGGAUUCAUGCCGAAGCGGGGCGUAAAUGUUGCACAAUGUGAAGUGUUCCGAUUCUAUAAACUACACGCUGCUGGAAAUAUAUGCGAACCGAUUUCAAUGAUUGUUCCGCGUAAGUCAACACUUUUCCAGAGUGACCUCUAUCCGGAUACGCUGGCCGAUAUUCCGGCGAUUGGUGCCAAAGAGUGGUUCCAGGGGAGGAAUGUGCAACCCACGCUGAGGUCUAUGAAGACCGGCGAAUCCAUUCUGGAUACAACGACCAGUCAGAAAACCCGAAGCACUGAAGGCAAAUAUGCUACCAUUCACCACACCAGUAGCAAGCACAAUGUCCUCAACAACCACCAUGGUAAUCACAACGGGAACAGCAAUAACCAUAGCCAUAGCAAUGGCACUAAUGGCACGACAGUCAACAGCAACAGCUACACGAAUGGUGUGACACCCCUCUCCAACGGUGGCAAAAAUAACAAAGAAAAUGAAAUCGAUAACCGGAAGUUUGAUAACAACACAAAGAAGUUUGCCUUCCUAUCCCAGCCUACGAUACCAGAUUACAGGCCGCAAGCGGUAACUAACAUUAUCGAAAAAAGUCAGAAAACCUCGACAAACCAGAGUACAAAGUUCCACCAACUGCAGGCGAUCUUCGGCCAGCAUCAGACUGCCAACCACAAGGACAUAGCCAACCUGCAGAACAAUCUACUUAGCAGCUCGAGGAACAGCUCCCGAAACAGUUCCCUGGAGAAUAUCAACCUGUUGAACUCAGAGAACGAGCUCCGAAAAGCGUUCAACAAACAAGCCGAGGAAAUUAAGAGUCUACGAAAAUCCCUCAACAAUUCCGAGAAACGAGUACGAGAACUAGAAGCGGAAGUCAAACGGUUACAGGUUCAACAGAAGCGUUAGAAUCUUUGGGUAAUUGAAUAGGUGAAGCACUACGACACUCUAACAUAGUAAUAAUUGCGUUUCUUGAUGCAUACAACAUACUACUUUUGCCACUCUCUGCUUAACCCGCUCCGCUAUAAAAAAUCAGCUUUAUUCUUGUAUAACAGUAAAAUCAUUCUAAUACGAAGCAGGUAAUUCGUAUCAACAAAACAGACGACAUUCAUAAAAAUUAUUUACUUACUAAUCCGAUAGUAUAUUAGUAUUACAUGAAACGCAGAGUGCUUGCGCUGCGCCAAUUUGCGCACUUAUCAUAUUCAACCUGUAUCGAGCGAACAGAAAAUGCAUUUCCGGUGUCACUGAGCAUUUUUAGCAUUACAAAAUAAUUUCGCAUUCAUCUGGGACAGAACAACAAACUAAAGUCCGAGAAAAGUAACCGAUAAGACUUAACCAGCAGAAAUCUAUUACAUACCGAACCAACCGAAUAUAAUUGUAGAAAACAUGCGUGAAAAAACACAAAUGGGGCCACGACCAAAUCAAACACUCCCAAAUUAGGACAGAGAGUGCGCUGGCUAGCCCUUAUUUUGUUGUUUUAGAGUCAUUCAAUAGACAAGGAAAUAUAAUAGAUUGUCGCGCUUUAGGUGGUUUGUUGCAACUGCAUACUUGAAUGCCUAGGACAGGUGUUGUGAUUGGGGCUCAUCCUAUAGAAGAAUGGGCUUCAUCAACCAUGAGGAAACAAUUUGGAACAAAGAAGGGAAAAGCAAAAGACAUGUGAUUUGUGAUUUACUAAGAAGUAGUAAUAAUGUGAAAGCAGUAGCAAAAGAAAAGCCGUCAAAACACAAUAUAAAUGUAGCUUAAGAUUAGUGGAUAACGUUGUGAGCGUAUAUACUUUUAAGAAAAUUAUUUGUAAGUAAAGCGAAAUAAAAAAAAAUUAAUAAAAAAUCGCAAAGACAAAGUCAAAAACGAGGGAGAAGUACAUUACAAAAAGCAAAUGCGGACAAAUAAGAACAUACAACAACAACAAUACACAAGAAGACUAGUUACCACAAAUACAAUUACACGCCACGAAAAAAAAAAAUGGUUUGACAAGGAGCAUAGGAUGAUUAGGAUACAAACAAGCGCUCACAUGACAUACAUACAGCUUCAAGAUUGGAACCUCAAGAGUAUUAUAAAUGGAUGUUUGCGGAGCUGAAAGUGCUCCUUCAAGUGUGAAUAAUAUAAAAAAAAUGUGAUUUAAGAUGAUUGCUGCUUAGCAAAGCCAAGUAAGUGUGCGCAAGAGCUGGAUGGUUCUAUCACGUUUUAUUGAUUUUUUCCGUUACUCCAAUCCCUCGUGUAAAUUAAGUUUGACAUUUGGUUUUUAGUCCUUUCGAACGUUUAUGGGGUGAAAUGAGUUGACCCGCCAAACUAUUUUGCUGUUAUUAUAUUUUGAAACGUUUAGCUGUCGGACAGAGUGAAAGCCUUAUUUGGAUCUAAACUGUAAAUCUGUGAAGGAAAACUAAAAAAAAAUCUUCACUUUUACCUUAUAAAUAAUAUUUUGCAAUAAUUCUGAUAAACUAGAUACCCUGCAAACAAAACUGGACUAAAUAAAAGAUACAUAAAGUUUAUCAGCUUACAAAUAAAAUAUGCACGUUACUACUAAUUUGUUGUAUGUGAGCGACCAGUUUAAACAUAGUUCUCUGUCCGGAAUCUAGCGUGGCGCUGAAAUAAUUAAAUCACUGAGUUCCACCAGUGGGAGGGCCAUGAAUGAGCGGGCAAUUAUAUACUAUCAAUGCUGACUCCAAUGGGGGACCUUCGACGAAGUCUUGUUGUGAAAUCGUAUUCCAAGUGCUUCUCUUGAAAUAAAUCAAUUGAGACCGUAAUCUAGAUCUCCCGUCUCUUACUCAGUCGUGGUUCAACCAAAUGAUAUGAUUUAUGUUACUUCACUAGAAAUCUACAGAUUCUAGCCAGCCAUGUACUAAAAAUCAAAAAAAAAUCCAUUGUAAUGUGGCUGAGUAAGCUACAUUGUUGACGGGAAUACAGAUGCUGCUCAAAUAGAUCUUCUCCCAAUAUUCGACUAUUUUGAGUCGUUUAUACCUAUUUUGGAGAGUACACUAAACUGUUCCUCUCACUGGUGGUACCAUAGUUAUUUUAUGCGUAUUAUAUAUUUAUCCUCCACUCAUUGUGAUCGCCUAUCACUGUUGUGGUAAAUAAGUAAUGCGAAAAAAAAAAUUAAAAAUCCGGAUGACAUAUUACACUAAAUAUCAUACACUUAAAAGAAA
Messenger RNA from Armigeres subalbatus, 5345 nucleotides. Its product is annotated as coronin-1C-like. The record is from RefSeq and is a predicted model, not a curated record. Gene Ontology annotation, molecular function: actin filament binding. The transcript has 10 exons. NCBI's taxonomy places the organism in Eukaryota, Metazoa, Arthropoda, Insecta, Diptera, Culicidae. The coding region runs from base 1264 to 3111 and encodes 615 amino acids.